GCUACUACAUAUGGUCUGCUUACGUGGCAAUAAUGACCAUCUCUUUCAACCCCUCAGCUGCAGCUUAAAUGGAGUAAGGUCAAAGAAUCAGAGUAAGAAAUACAUGGCACAAGACAAGACAGAACAGAUCCAGAGUUUAAACGGUCUCAUACCAUCACAGAUGAAAAGCGAGGAGAUCUUCAACGAACUAUUCAACACCUUUCUAGGAGAGGAAUCUAUAGAAGAGUGUCUGAAGAAAGCUGAAUGGCUGACAAGCACCCUAGAGGAUCUCCCCACUCAACUCCCUAAAACCAGUCCCACGGUAAAAAGAUCGCCUACUGGUCCGGGAAUAAAGCGGAAGAUAAUGGUGAAAUCAGAACCUGUCGACUACAACAACUACACUUUUGAUGUCGGCGAAGAGAGGUUGAAGCAGGAAAGCAAGCGACCAGCACUGCAGAGCCCACACGACAUGCUAAAAACACAACAAGAACUACAGACAGACAUACUCCGCAAGUGGAAACAAGAUCCGGGGUCUCAGAGCUAUGAGAUGUCCGCUCUCGACUGUCUUGGUUUGAGCGAGGACAAGGCUAUCAAAAAGGCGAGGAGAAAGAUAAAAAACAAGAUAUCAGCUCAAGAGAGUCGGAGGAAGAAGAAGGAAUAUGUGGAGGGCUUAGAACGGAGAGUUUCCAUCUUCUCUUCUGUUAACGAGGAUCUGAAGGAGCGUCUUUCGGAGUUGGAGAGUAUAAACAGGGAGAUGCAAGAGAAGAUUGUUAUGUUGACUAGAAGUAGUAACAGUCUCGUAGGGAUCAGUGUGCAGACUCAAACUGAUUUACCAGAGAUUUGAGGGAAUUAGGGGGAGUACCGUCAGUCAGAGUGAAGACUCAGACUGAUUUACCUAGAUUUGAGGGAGAAUCUUCAAUCAGCGAGAAGACUCAGACUGAAGACGCAAAGAUUUGAGGGAAUUAGGGGAGCACUUUCGGUCAGCGAGAAGACUCAGACUGAAGACGCAAAGAUUUGAGGGAAUUAGGGGAGAACUUUCAGUCAGAUUGAAGACUCAGACUGAUUUCCCCGAGAUAUAAGAGAGACAGGGGCAGAACCUUUAACAGAUUCAGAUUCUUAGAUCAACUGCUUGACAGCUUAACAUGGGGAUGGUGAUUGGAUCAGAUUCCAAAGUGCUUGAAUUUCGACUGUGUGAAGGACUGUGUUUACCAACAAGAUCCAUAAAAUAGGUAAACGUAAGAUUUAAUUUGCUAUUUUCAUUGAAUGUUUUAUUUGUAUAGAAAACAUAUUUGUAAUUUCAAAAUAGAUAGUCUACCACACAAUUGAUUUUACCUCAUUAUUUAAUUUCAUUAAUCUAAAUUGAAUUUACAUACUCGGAAACCAUGUUUUAAUUUUCAGAA
Messenger RNA from Bolinopsis microptera, 1379 nucleotides. Its product is annotated as cyclic AMP-responsive element-binding protein 3-like protein 1. Gene Ontology annotation, biological process: regulation of transcription by RNA polymerase II. The transcript is spliced from 5 exons. Lineage: Eukaryota; Metazoa; Ctenophora; Tentaculata; Lobata; Bolinopsidae. Bases 11 to 823 code for a protein of 270 amino acids. Gene Ontology annotation, molecular function: cAMP response element binding; DNA-binding transcription factor activity, RNA polymerase II-specific. The record is from RefSeq and is a predicted model, not a curated record.